Molecule: messenger RNA, 1759 nt
Organism: Vicia villosa (hairy vetch)
Lineage: Eukaryota; Viridiplantae; Streptophyta; Magnoliopsida; Fabales; Fabaceae
Exons: 2
Coding region: 576-1157 (193 amino acids)
Source: RefSeq, a predicted model, not a curated record
CACUUUCUAUCUCAACUUCCCCUUUGACUUCAUCGAACUCAACACUCCACCCUCAUCCUCGAUGAAUAAUUUUCAUUCUUUCCUCCAAAUUUAGGGUUAGGAUUUCUAAUGCAUCAUCAAUUGUCCCGACCUUCUCGGUGAAACCCUUGACCUUCCUUGUGAGGACAACAAGAGACCACUGCGUCUCGACAAGUCUUUCGCAUCAAAGCUACUAUAGGUUUCAUUUUCCUGGUUACUUUAUUGGACCAGUAAGUAUUUCUACUAUAUCAAAGCUACUAUGUUUUGGUGUUAGGAUGGUGUUAUUUAAGGGUUUGUGUCUCCUGGUUGCUCAUUCUUGGUUUAGUGGGGUUUUAUAUGUUUUCUAUACCUCUGGAGCUUCUUAAUUUCCUUUUUUGAGGCCUGCCUCGAAUUUCUCCUUUUUUAUUUGCAUUAUUUGUUUCAUAAACCUUGUUCCAGAUACUAUCAAAUACUUCAACGCCUUCCUGAACCUUCUUGAGAAUACUAUCUAUCUCUCCUUGAAGCUUUCGACUCGCACCCAUUUGAUUACAAUUUUCUCAAUUUCAUACAAUUCUUAAAUGGUAAUUGAUUGGAGAAAUUUCAGUUGGUAUUUGCUAACUUCGUCGAUUAUUAUGGUUCUUAGAUUUGUGUUUGCUAUCACACACAAUCUUGAAAGACGACGCGGAGAUUCUAGAAGAUCUUGUCAUAACUUCACUGGUCUUGCAAAGGUGGCACCUGGUCUCAUCUUGAAGAGUCCUUUGGAAGCAUCGACAUCAUAUUCAGCGUCAUCACAAACAUCUGAGCAAGCUGACAAGACAGCGUCUCAAGAUAGCAAUUCUGACAUUGGGGCAAAAAAUCCACCUCCUAAAAGUGGAAGAGUCAGCUCUUCUGCUUCAAUGCCUACCGGGAACAAUUCCACUUCUGCUUUUAUAAAUGUUUCAGGUCAUAACUUGUCCAGAUCUCUGGCUGCCGAGUUAUUGGAGAAUUCUAUUGUAAAUCAAUCGGCCUCUACAAGGGAAGAAGAUAUUAACAACUUCCCUAGCCGUAGGAGGUAUGGAAGUCCCUUCCUGAAUCAGAAUGAUGCGGGCCAGCUUCGUGGAAGAACUGAAAUAGCUCCUGAUCAAAGGAAAAAGUUUUUGCAAAAGUUUCAGGAAGUGUAACAACAAGACCCAAUACCCUUCUUAAUAUGCCUUCCCUUGUUAAAGUCAAUAAGCAAUUAUAGGUGCUGCUAAAGAUGCAUAUAAAAUUGAAGAAGAACAACAACAUCGAAGUUUUCUUGACGAGUCAACAACGAAAUCUACUAGCACAAUGUUUUGGCAAGAAUUUGAUAGUUAAAGAUGCUUUGAAAUCAGCAUAUGUUGUAGAUUCACUUGUAGGUGUAUCUUCCUCUCUUCCAGAAGCUUCUCAAAUAUCUAGAGAUAUUGAUUUGUCUCCAGUCAACCUUUACAAUAAAAUCAAUCUGCUGACCACCUUGUUGUCAUUUGAAGAAGAAAUGGUGUUGACCAUGGAGCCAUUGGUGAUAGCUUUAGUGCAUCAAGUGUUAAUUUUGGUGGAGUGUGCAGUCAAUUAUAUAAUUUACAAGGCAAAUUCUUAUCUACCCUCUUUAAAAAGUUGGGUAGUUUUACCCAAGUUAGAUGUCAAUGGUUGAUAGGUCCAUGUGGUCACUUUAUUUUAGUAUUAACAUUAAAAACUAUUCUUAUAUAAUUGCAAAUAUACCCCAAAUACAUUAAAUGCAGAUUUUCAUUUCCAAUUCAAUUGUCUC